CGUCCCCCCCCUCCCCUUCUUCCCGCGUCCUCCCUCUUUACUUUUCCCGUCGAUAGUCGUCCGUUGUUCCCGGCCAUGGCGACGAGCGCGAAACGAAAGCAGGAGGAGACGCAUCUGAAGAUGCUCCGGGAGAUGACGAGCUUGCCCCCGAAUAGGAAAUGCUUCGACUGCGACCAGCGCGGCCCGACCUAUGCCAACAUGACAGUGGGCUCCUUCGUCUGUACCACCUGUUCCGGCAUCUUGCGCGGACUGAACCCCCCACACAGAGUGAAGUCCAUCUCUAUGACCACAUUCACACAGCAGGAAAUUGAGUUCCUACAGAAACACAGCAAUGAGGUCUGUAAACACAUCUGGUUGGGCCUCUAUGACGACAGAACCUCAGUUGUUCCAGACUUCCGAGAACCACAGAAAGUGAAAGAAUUUCUUCAGGAAAAAUACGAGAAGAAAAGAUGGUAUGUUCCUCCAGACCAGGCGAGGUCACUAGCCAGCGUCCAAGCCUCUGUGUCUGGCUCCUCAGCUAGCAGCACUGGCAGCACCCCAGAAGUCCAGCCCCUCAAGACCUUGCAGCUCAACAAAACCCCGCCUCGCCAGUCUCCAGGAUUAGGUCGUUCCCAGGCUCAUGGUGUCAGUCAGGAGAAGAAGUUUGACUUGCUGUCAGACCUCGGAGGAGACAUCUUUGCUGGUCCCCCCUCACAGCCCGCCAGUUCUGCCAACUUUGCCAACUUUGCACAAUUCCAAGGCCAAUCAGCAACUCAGGGUAAUUCAAAUGCCAACUUUGCCAACUUCGAGGUGUUUGGCAACUCAGGAAUUCCAUCCAAUUUGGGCACAUCACCCCCCACAAAAUCAUUUUCAUCAGGGGGAGGUGUGCCGAUCCCCUCGGUGUCCAGUGCAGUCCCUGCCCAGUCCCAGAGGAAAAGUUCCAGAGAGGACCGCUAUGCUGCCCUGGCUGAGUUAGACAACGAACUCAGCUCCUCUGCCCCCACAGGCAGCAAUGUGCAAGGGAACAUGUUUGUAGCGGUGCUUGGAUCCUCACCAGCCCAGACUCAGCCAGUCUUACCCAAUAUGCAGCCUGGAUUUGGAGCCGUCCCGUCCACAAAUCCCUUUGUUGCUGCAGCCGUUGCCCCAGAGAUGGCCACCAACCCUUUCCAGACAAAUGGUAGAGCUCCAGCUGCAGCCUCAUUCGGUACUGGCUCUAUGAGCAUGCCUGCCGGCUUUGGGAAUGCAUCCUCUUACUGCUUCCCGACCAGUUUCAGUGGAACCUUCCAGCCACCCUUCCCCGGCCAGGCCCCUAUUCCCUACCCCCAGCCAGGGGCCUAUCACCCUCAGCCUAAUGGCCCUGCAUUCCCAGCCUAUAGUCAAAACAAGCCUUCCAUGACCUUUAGGCAGCCCAUGGCUGGCCCUGGCAUGUCCAAUAACCCAUUCAUGGCAGGAGCCCCUUCCGGAUCUUUUCCCUCUAGUGGCUCCUCUACCAACCCAUUUCUGUAGCACACCUCUGGGUCCCCACCACAAGGGGCCAGCAUGCAGCACAUAUUCAACACGUCUGUUCCUUUACACAACUAGUGACAGUACAUUUCUUAAAAGAAAGACUUUUAAACAAAGAUUUUUUUUUUCUUGAAGAAAAAAGUUUACAACACUAUGAAGGAGUGCAAAGGACUAUAUUUAAGACUAAGGGACUGUUCUGGAAAAAAGAAACAAUUAUACUCUUUGGACUAUAUACAUUAUAUAUAUGAAAUAUAUAUAUAUUUUAUUUUUUUGUUUAUGACUCUAAGGUCUGUGCAUAUCAUUUAUAAUCACAGUUAAGUACAUGUCAUGUAUAACAAAGUACUGAGAUAACAAGGGUGAGUAUAGACACCCCUAGAAAAGCCACUACAUUGUAUCUGCUUAAUUAAGGGUCUGUAGUUUAAGGGUAUUAACAGGGUUCCCAUUCAAGUCCAUGAUCUGCGUGGGUUUUUACCAAGCUAUUGAUGGAUGUAUUUAAUUUGAGAAAGGGAUUAAGGGAUUUUUUUCCUUGAUUUUAGCAUAUACAGGUAGGCUAUAAUACAGCAUUGAAAUUGAGGGGCAAAAAUGUCAUUGAUGAACUUGCAGGUGCAGAGUGCCAUCCUGAAGUGUCACCAGUUGCCUUCUUUCUGAAAUGUUAAAUCCCACAAGUUUUGAAAGGAAUGUAGAUCUGAAACAAGUGGCUGGAUCUACGAAAAGAUGGACGAGUUAUUCCCGGCCUGUUGGUGGAACAGUCAAAUAUACAAUCGCAUGUAUACUUGUCGAUUUCUUGUACUUCUGCACAAAUGUGAAAGCAGUUGGGUUCAUUUGAAAUUCAGGAUGGCUCAGUGGAAAUGUGACUGCCUGAGACUUCCUGCCUCUUCAGAUGAUCGGGUAGGCGAACAGGCAUUUGUUUGCUUUUGGCUAUUCUCAAUGAUAUUUCAUGUGUUCUCUGAGGGUGUAGCUACAGGUGAAGCUGUUCAGAAGCAGCCACAGGGUCUUAUGUAAUGUGGUGAUCUGAAACUCCCACAGGUGAAGGAAAGACAUCUCAUUUGGUCAUGGGUGACCCAUUGCCAUAGUUAAUAAGAAGUACCCAGAUCCAUCCCACCGUUGCACAAAAUUUGAACAUUAAUGCUGUUUUUAUAGUAAUGCCCAUGUCUAAAUCACAAGUCUUGCACAUCUCCUUGCUUCUCGAUUGAAACGCCUCUGAGGAGAAAGGCAGGUGGAAAUUACUUUAAUUUUCUGCAGCUUGCUUUAAUGAGGCAAGGCUGGAACUUUCAAUCUGACAUUUCCUUUUACUUGGCCAGUGGUUGAUUUUGGAGAAUGAGGGUCUCGCUUGUGCCACCAGUUACUAUGUGUUAUUCGUCUUUACAAGAUUAGCUAAGUCAACAUGUACAUAUAUAAAUAUGUGUAAAUAAAAGAUUUUUAA
Lampris incognitus (smalleye Pacific opah) is the source of this 2905-nucleotide messenger RNA. RefSeq names its product ArfGAP with FG repeats 1b (gene agfg1b). Bases 76 to 1485 code for a protein of 469 amino acids. The record is from RefSeq and is a predicted model, not a curated record. Gene Ontology annotation, molecular function: GTPase activator activity. NCBI's taxonomy places the organism in Eukaryota, Metazoa, Chordata, Actinopteri, Lampriformes, Lampridae. The transcript has 12 exons.